This is a messenger RNA of Bombyx mori (domestic silkworm), 7595 nucleotides long. RefSeq names its product mediator of RNA polymerase II transcription subunit 23 (gene MED23). Gene Ontology annotation, cellular component: transcription regulator complex; mediator complex. The transcript is spliced from 17 exons. The record is from RefSeq and is a predicted model, not a curated record. Lineage: Eukaryota; Metazoa; Arthropoda; Insecta; Lepidoptera; Bombycidae. The coding region runs from base 682 to 4770 and encodes 1362 amino acids. Gene Ontology annotation, biological process: regulation of transcription by RNA polymerase II; positive regulation of gene expression.
UUUUUUUUUAAGAGAUUUUAUGACCUGGUAACUAAGACCUUUAAGUCAUGUCUUAUAUUCUUAAUUUUAUGAAAAAUGAUAAUAUGGAGUGAAAUGAAAUGAAGAUGAUUAAUUUGAAACAUUAAUCAACUGGGAUGAAAUUAAAUGAAAUGAGAUGAUAUGGGAUGAAAUAUAAUCGCAGUAAAAUGGUGGUCAUUUACUGAGAUUUUUUCAGUGGACUUUUUGGAGGAACCCGAGAAGUUACGUCCAGCAGCUUUGUUUCAUUUUCCCACAUUUGUGCACUUUCACAGAUAUUAAACAGUUAAUAAACCACCGUUAUUACACAUUUAAACCUGAAGAAACACUAAAUAGACAAAAUAAAACAAAUCACACAACUUCACUCCUCGCGUUCCCGCCAAAAAGUCCUUUAUUGUCCAGUGUCCACAUUUAGCAUAGAUUAUUCAAUGCAUUUAGUCAUUUAUUAAAUUUCGCGUAGUGAUGGUUUAAGUAUCCCAGUUUUUACUUGUUAACGUUGGCAUGUAAAUUUAAGAAGAACAUAAUUCCUAACAGCUGCAUUUGUAAUUAAAAUUUCUUUCUUGAGUUAACUUCUUCCGUCAAAGAUCUUAUACAUAAUUAUUAUUCUGAAAGACAUGUACCGAUAACUUUGUAACCUUUCGGUGUUUUGUUGAAAGCGUAGUUUGGAUGCUCCAGUGCUUAGCUAGUUUUUUGUAUAAAGGUGACCGUCAAUCCAAGCGCAUGUUCGAGGAAAAUAUAAUCACGGAAAUGGCCGAUUCGCAAGUCGCCAACAUAGUGAAUGAAAUAUUGAAAGUUGAGGCAGUAGAGGAAGCUUUUAGUAGUUUCCUGGUUCACAAACCUGAACAAGAAAAUGAGAGACUUUCAAUGUAUCAAAAGAAGCUAUGCAGUAUCUUGACAACUCUCAAUCCCGAUCUCCAAGAGUCCUCUAUCCGUCAAUAUCUUACUUUGACUGCAGUCUUGACAAACAAAUACAAAAUGAAGCAAUUGCUCACAUUGUUGGAGAAUUUGGUGAAUACAAAUAUCCUUCAAGCUCGGAUGUUGUGUGAUUGUAUUUUGACCAACGAAAAACUUAUUUAUCAGAAUGCUGACUUUUGGAUCGAAUGCUUUAGUUUAAUUAGAAGAAUAAUAGGAGGCGUUGAUUACAAAGGCGUUCGAGAAAUUAUGAAGGGAUGUCGCGAGAAAGCUCAUUCAUUACCCGUUAGUUUGAAUUCGAGUACAAUGCCCCAGUUAAAAGCGUUAUACAACGUGAUUGAAUAUAUUUUUGAUCGCAAUGCAUCCUUGUUACCUGCAUAUUUUAUUGUUACCGAAAUUCAAAAAGAUUAUCCUGAUAACAACCAUUGGCCACAUUGGCAAUUAGCAAAACUGUUGACUAGUUUUGUUGAGAGUACUAAGCCUUGCGCUCAAAUGGUUUCGAUAAUCGGUCAUUCUAAUAUGCUCCCUGUUGUCGAGUUUUCUGGAUUUGCUGAUCAUUUAGUGAAUCCAUGGCGUUUAGAUCCCACUACUCUGAAGUUUUCUUUAAAAGGCAACCUGCCAUAUGAUGAUGAACUGCUAAAACCACAAAUAGGAUUAAUAAGGCACGUCUUACAGCAGCCUUACUCCAGAGACAUGAUGUGUUCAAUGCUUGGUCUCCAAAAACAACACAAACAGCAAUGUAUUGCCCUUGAAGAUCAACUAGUAGAACUGAUGAUAUUGCCUAUGGAAAAAAGUGAACAGGAAAAUGAUGAAGAUGAAAUGUCACCAACACAUUGGUGUUGGUUGCAUCUAUCGUCACAAGUUAUUUACUUAAUAUUGAUUGGAUUCGCUUCUUUCCCCAACAUUGUUAUGGGCUUACACAAUAAACUUGUCGGUCAUGACAUGAAGAAAGGCCGAGAUCAUCUUAUGUGGGUUCUAUUACAAUUCAUAUCUGGAAGCAUCCAGCGGCAUCCACUUUCGAAUUUUAUACCCAUAAUUAAAUUACACGAAUUAUUGUAUCCUGAAAAAGAUCCGCUACCGGUACCAGAUUAUUCCAAAGCACAUUGUACUCACCAAAUGGCGGUUGUAUGUAUAUGGAUGCAUCUUUUAAAAAAGGCGGAGACUGAACACAAAACUAUGACAAUGCCGCCAAACUUAAAAGUGCAAUACGACUUUCUCCAGCAUCUUAUGACAUCAAAUAAUAUCCCGACUCUGGGCUCUGACUAUCGCAUUGCGUUGCUUUGUAAUGCAUAUUCAACGAAUCAAGAAUAUUAUGCGCGACCUAUGGGAAUAAUAAUCGAAACCUUAUUUGGAAAUCAGAAACCAUUGCCCAACGGGAGCACAACCGCUCCCUUGCCCACCGUACCAUUGUCGAUGUGCAUCCUGGACAGUUUGACUUUGCAUUGUAAAAUGUCUCUUAUUCACUCCAUAGUGACCCAUGUCGCGAAAUUAGCACAGAAUAAAACAAACAUUCCUGGUAACAAUAUGAUGUCUCCGGCACUUGUCGAAACGUAUAGCCGACUGUUGGUGUAUACUGAAAUAGAAUCUCUGGGAAUUAAAGGGUUUAUUAAUCAACUUUUGCCUAACGUGUUCAAAUCUCAUGCGUGGGGUAUACUACAUGAUCUAUUAGACAUGUUUUCUUAUCGGAUACAUCAUGUUCAACCACAUUACAGAGUGCAAUUAUUAUCAAACAUACAUUCUUUAGCAGCCUACCCUCAAGCUAACCAGACGCAACUGCAACUGUGUUUCGAAAGCACUGCUCUUCGCCUUAUAACGAGUCUCGGUAGCUCUGGCGUUCAGCUACAGAUGUCUCGUGUCGUAUCGGAGCCGAAGUCGCUUGUUUCGUCCGAGAGUGAAGAACUUAACAGAGUAUUAGUAUUGACUCUCGCUCGAGGGAUCCACAUGGCGGGCGCUGGUAGCGAUGGGGCAGCAGUUAAAGAACUUCUCACAACAAUAAUGACGAACACUCCUCACAUGUGGUCGCAGCAUACGCUCCAAUGCUUUCCACCUGUUCUUGUCGAGUUUUUUAAUCAGAUUUCGGCGCAAAAGGAAAAUAAACAGCUCUUGAAAAAAUCGGUAGAAGAGGAGUACCGCAAAUGGACAUCGAUGGCGAACGACAACGAUAUAAUAUCACAUUUCUCUGUUCCGGGUACACCACUAUUUCUGUGCCUAUUAUGGAAGAUGAUAUUUGAGACCAACCGGAUCAACCCUAUUGCUUUUAAGAUUUUAGAACGCAUCGGCGCUAGGGCUUUGUCGGCACAUUUGCGUAAGUUCUGCGAUUAUCUUGUAUUCGAAGUAACAGAUCCAGCCGGGGGUCCUCAUAUCUACAAAUGCGUCGAUGCGAUCAACGACAUCAUCUGGAAGUACAAUAUCGUUACAAUCGACAGACUCGUCCUAUGUUUGGUACUACGUCCGAACCCAGAUGGCAACGAAAGUCAAGUGUCACUCUACAUCAUUCAACUGUUGCUACUUCAUGGUUUUGAGUUAAGAAACAGGGUUCAAGAUUUCGUUAAGGAAAACUCACCAGAACACUGGAAACAAAAUAAUUGGUACGAAAAGCAUUUAGCAUUUCAAAGGAAAUAUCCCGAGAAGUUCACACCAGAAGAAGCGAGUGGUGCAUAUGGCGCACCCAUACCCGUUUAUUUGAGUAACGUUUGCUUAAGAUUGAUUCCUGUUUUUGAUAUAGUCGUACAUAGACAUCUGGAGAUACAUCAAGUUGCUAAAUAUCUAGAACAGCUAUUGGAACAUUUGGGAUAUCUGUAUAAGUUUCAUGAUCGGCCUAUAACCUUCCUUUACAAUACUCUACACUAUUACGAGAAGAAGCUACGCGAUAAACCGUUGCUAAAGCGUAAACUGGUGGGAGCAGUAUUGGGAGCACUCAAAGAUGUCCGUCCCGCCGGCUGGGCCGCCACUGAAACGCUGCAAAAUUUUCUGGCCAACACGGAGUAUGAUAACACUACGUGGGUUCCAGAUCUUAAUUAUUAUCUGAGUUUAGUCAAUAGAAUGGUGGACACAAUGAUGGGUAAUUCUCACUUUCCAAAUACUGACUGGAGAUUCAACGAAUACCCAAAUCCGUCAGCACACGCCCUGUACGUAACUUGUGUCGAGUUGAUGUCAUUACCAGUUGCGCCUAAUUACGUGGGGAACAGUUUACUCGAUGUGAUCACAAAAGGUUUCGUCGUAAUACCCACCACGAAAUUACAGCUUUGGAUCAACGCUAUUGGCUUAAUAAUGGCGGCUUUGCCGGACCCGUAUUGGACGGUUCUGCACGAACGUCUUUUGGAACUUACGACUAGCAGUGAGAUGAUCGAAUGGACAUAUCCAUAUUCACCUUUCCAGCUGUUUAAUUUAGCAACCACAAGUGACGCGAUGCUUGAGAACAAAUAUAGUUUGACAUUGGCUUGCGCGCAUGCCAUAUGGUACCAUGCCGGCGCAGGGCAAAUUAUGCAAGUGCCUAUUUUCGUAAAAGAGAAGCUGGCUGUUGAAAUACACACGGAAACACAAAUGCUCUUCUUGUGCCACAUGGUGGGACCGUUCUUACAGAGAUUUAAUUCCGAUCUACCGCGGACAGUGAUGGACAUAACUAUAACUUUGUAUGAACUACUCGCUCACAUCGAUAAGUCACAGACGCAUCUUCAAUAUAUGGAUCCGAUUUGCGACUUGCUAUAUCAUAUAAAAUAUAUGUUCGUCGGCGACACAUUGAAGAACGAAGUGGAAAACGUAAUCCGUAAACUGCGACCGGCGCUGCAGAUGCGUCUGCGCUUCAUCACGCACUUGAAUGUUGAACAAAUUAACACCGCCUAGCAUAAGGAGUAUAAUAGCCCUCCGUCGAGUGCUAGUUCGAGUUCCGAAUGACACCAGCCUGACAGUGUUUAUGUCACUGUUAUUCUACGAAAGAGAAACGACGGGGGUUAUCAAAAAAUUUUCGUAUGCCACGGGGAACAAAUUAAUUAAAUCGAAAAUUUUAAAUAAAUAGUUCAAGUGUUUAAUAUUUGAAGUGCUAGAAAAUAAAAUUAUAAGAGGAAUAAUAUUAUUAAAUUUUCUUAGGAUAUAAAAAAUAUGUUUGAUUGUACGUAUUUUAUUCGCUUGCGCAUCUUUUAAUCUGAAGAUAGAUAGAGUUAUUGUUAGCAAUUCAAGGAAAGUUUUUGUCAUCAUCGACAUUCGACAGAUGGCACUUAAGUAGUUUUAAUGAAAGAUUAUUUUCAUACAACAGUAUUGAGUCGCAUCGAAGCGUGAUCGGGUUUCACUUGUAUAAUACCAAAAAUAAUGUUUGUAUGCUUGUUCGCUCGUGAUCUAUGUGUUAGCGCUUUUAUAAGAUUGAUGAUUUUAUAAGAUUUGAAACUUUAUAUACUUGUUCUUACUGCAUGGAAAGUUUUCUCAGUGUGUGUCAGUGUACGAUAGUUAAGGCAGGUAUACCCUAAGAAAUGCGUGUUUUCCAUAUAUUUAUGCUCGGCAGGGUUUCACUAGUUCAAAAUAAGAAGAUAUUCAACAUUUAGAACGGUAUGAUAAUAUCAAAAUAAAAUGUGAAAUGAUUAGGUAGUUCUAGUUUGUAGGUACCUAUUUUGUAAUUUUUCUGCUAAGAAUUAGGACGUACUUUUACUUUUACAAAGUUUACUGAUACAGUUUUAUGUACAGGGCCUAAAGUUUGAAUUUUGUGUACAAUUUUAUAAUGUUUAAUCUGGUCUAUUACCUGUAAUAGGCCAAGUAAUUGUCUGAAUUUAUUAUGUGGUGUAUGUAUGUGUAUCGUUUGUCAAUACGAAUAGUUUUCUGAUCAUGUAGGUAUGUGUAGAAUAGCUAAAUUCAAUUAUUUAUUUUAUUGUAUAAAUAGCACUACAGAAGGUAUUCUUAGCCAAAUAUGGCUCGGUUUCUGACGAAUGAAUUGACUUUAUGAUUAAAUAAUUCAAUUAUUAUAGUAUUUAGUAUUGUGACAGGGCUAUUAUUGUAUAUAUAAAUGUAAUAUCUGUAUAAAGGACUAUACAUUUUUUGUAGAAUGACUAAAACUGUUAUACUGUAAGUCGAGCAAAAUACAUGCCUAGUUUUAAAUGAUCGAAAUAAAAAAAUACUCUGUUAUUCUAUUAAUGAAUUAUUCUGUAAGUAAUAUGUGUAAAAUGAUAUUUAGUUAUAAGCAUUCAGUAGAAAAAAAUGCGAAAGAAAAGAAUAAGCAGUGAAAAGUAAGAAAAAUUCCCGGCUCAUUUUAAUUUAUAUUUUUUUUAUGCAUAUAAGAUUUAUGGACAUGGAUAAAUAAUACUGUAUUUUGCAAUAAAUUUUAAUCACAAUUAACAUAAUUAUUUCUGUAAGCGAAAGUCAUAAUAGCUAAGUAAAUGUCUAUUAUGAAUUUGCUAAAGGAAAUAAAAAUAAAGCCAAAUAAACGAGGCAAUAUUUAAAAGAGAACAUUGAGCGCAUUAUGUUAAUAAGAAAAAAAUGUGUUACACACCGUGAAAGUAAUAGUUAUUAAACAUUGUGAUAUUCUUUAAGUUAUGAUCAUGAUAUAACAUCAGUCACUCUUGACCAUCUAAGUACUCGCAACGAACACUAUAAUCUCCUAUAAUACAUAUGUUAGAAAUAAUGAAAAAAGUCUAUGAUGUUUUUAGUGGUAGAUUUUGUUGUAAUAGGAAUGGAUAAAUGUAUAUAUAUGUUCAUGUUUCAUUUUAAUAGUCUAAAUUCAGUUCAGACUAGUCUGUCAGUUGUGCAAUACUUUACGAUGGGAACUUUUAGUAGCUAUUAAACAACAGCUGCUCUUUAAUAGAUUGCUCCAGAAGGCCGGUAAUGUGUAUGUAUAUGUGUUUCUUCGAUACGCUCUGCAAUCUGAAUGAUGGAUUAUUAUUUUUAACCAUGAAUUUCUUUACAUUACCUAUGAAUUAUAAGGGGGUGUAAACAUUUAUGUCGUAACUGAACUGGUGUCAAACGUAAGAUACUAAAUAACCAAUUCCAAAUGAAUAAAUAGGAUUGUGUUGCCAUUUUCAUAUAAACUUAGAAAAGACCAGCUUCAAAUCAUGUUUUUAUUUAUUUUAAUUUAUUUUUUUUUCCUUUGUUUUUUAAAUAUAUUUUUACAAAAACCAACAUUUUUACAGUGAACAUGAUACAGGUAUAUUAAUAGGUAGGUAAGGUCCGCAAUUUUUUUUUGUGAAAGACUGAUUUGAUUUAAUAAAAUUAUUAGCCGCAAAAUAAAUUAUGGCACCAUAUUAUUUGUUGGUUGCCCUAAACUGUUGUGGCACAGUUCAGCCUAAACAUAAAGCAUUUUGUAUCUUCAUCAUUGACAGAUGAUAUUACAGAUUCAAUAAUAAAUUAAUAUUAACACUAGUAGAUAUGUAACAAUCCCGUUAUAAACCCUAUUUCAACUUGCAAAUGUUUUGACUUUUGUUUAAUUACAUGAAUUUAAAUGUACUUAUCGCAAUGUAAUUUUAACUUGAAAUUUUAAUUAUUUAUUUGUGUGUAUGAAUCUUAUGUAUUAGUGCGUGUUUAAUUGCAAUGCAGUAAACAUUUGUGUCAAUUUUGAAGUAUAUACUACUUUCAGUUUUUAUGUAAAAUAUAAAUCUAUUCACUGACAUUUAAAUGGAUUUUAAUAGUCCAGUUAUAUUAUAUAAUUCAUUUUGUGAAUGUCUAAAUAAAGUACAAAUGGUAAUAUCUUA